Messenger RNA from Oldenlandia corymbosa var. corymbosa, 543 nucleotides. The record is from the annotation of a GenBank genome assembly. Lineage: Eukaryota; Viridiplantae; Streptophyta; Magnoliopsida; Gentianales; Rubiaceae.
AUGCUUCCUCUCACUGAUUUUAAUGAUCCUACAAAAGGAACCCUAAUCCAUGAUGAAUGCCUUUUCGGAGUUGAAAUUUCAGUUUGCAAUUACAGUGGCAAAGUGGAGUGUGUGCCUCGGCCUACGAAACUAGAACCGUCUUUCAUUUACACUUGGAAAGUCGCUAAUUACUCAACCUUGCCUGAUCUUUGUAGCUCCCCGGAAUUCGCUUUUGGAAAUCACCAAUGGGUAAUCAUCCUUCAUCCAAGAGGGUUUGGGUCGGAGAAAGGCAAAAGUAUUUCAUUCCAUCUUCAAUUAGACGACACGUGUGUAAGAGACCAGGUCUAUACAGAAUGGAAGCUAAGAAUCAAGGACCAGAUACACGCUUGUCAUUGCGAGGAGGAAGGAGGUCGCUUGUUCUCUUCUACAAGUAUGAGUUGGGGAUGGAGGAACUUUUUGUCACUUGAUGACUUUCAUGAUGCAUCAAAAGGUUUUCUUGUGAAACAUACUUUUAUAGUUGAACUUGAGAUCACUCGGGUUUCAACUAUUAGAAGUUUUUCCUAG